AUGAAAUUAAAAGAAGCGAAGUGGAUACUUGAUGGAAUAGAAGGAUUCGCCUGCCCAAAGAUAAAAUACGAGCAAUAUAUGACACCAUCUGAACUGGCAUGUGCUGUAGUGCAUGUUAUGGCUGUAGAAUAUAAUGACAUACAAGACAAGGAUGUAUUAGACCUUGGCUGUGGGACUGGAAUGCUUAGUGCUGCAGUCAUUCUAUAUGGUGCCAAUAAGGUUAUGGGAAUAGACAUUGACUCUUCUGUUGAAGAUAAGUAUAAUUGUAAUUUAAGCAAAGUUUCUGAGGGUCAGCACACAUUCUGUAAUUUAGACGUUCAAAGCGAUGAGUUUGGCUCUAUUCCUCAGUUCAACACAGCAAUAAUAAACCCACCCUUUGGCACAAAAAACAACAGCGGGAUUGAUGCAAUUUUCUUAGAAAAGGCUUUAGAAAAGGCGGAUGUAGUGUAUUCCAUGCAUAAAACCAGCACCCGUGAAUACUUUAAGAACAAAUACAGCGGAAGAAUCAAAGUUUUAUCCAAAAUGUAUUUUGAGCUUAAAAAGACGUAUAAAUUUCAAAAAAAGGAAAGUGUGCAUGUUGUGGUUGAUUUAAUACGUGUGACUAGAGCAUAA
Messenger RNA from Nematocida parisii ERTm1, 612 nucleotides. RefSeq names its product methylase. The coding region runs from base 1 to 612 and encodes 203 amino acids. Gene Ontology annotation, biological process: rRNA methylation. The record is from RefSeq and is a predicted model, not a curated record. Gene Ontology annotation, molecular function: rRNA (adenine-N6-)-methyltransferase activity; nucleic acid binding. Lineage: Eukaryota; Fungi; Microsporidia. The transcript has a single exon.